Radiomyces spectabilis is the source of this 1842-nucleotide messenger RNA. RefSeq lists its product as uncharacterized. NCBI's taxonomy places the organism in Eukaryota, Fungi, Mucoromycota, Mucoromycetes, Mucorales, Radiomycetaceae. The record is from RefSeq and is a predicted model, not a curated record. The coding region runs from base 50 to 1699 and encodes 549 amino acids. The transcript is spliced from 13 exons. Gene Ontology annotation, molecular function: ATP-dependent protein folding chaperone; ATP binding.
CGGUAUAACCGCUACAGUGUUCUUCCCUCAACCCAGAUCUCUCUACUGAAUGGAGUCAUCGCUUGAAUUAGAGUAUCCAGUAGUCGUCAGCAUUGACUUUGGAACCACGUAUUCCGGAGUUGCGUAUGCGCUCACUGCCAAUGACAAUAGAGAUGUAUACGAUGUUACUCUGUGGCCAAAGCAAAUCCAACAUUCAUACAGCAAGACACCAACAGAAAUUAUGUAUGACAGAAACACUCAUAAAGUGACUUAUUGGGGUAAUGCGGCUCGAACGAGCGUUCGAAAAACCAAUGACAAGCAUCACCAUUUCCGGCAGUUUAAGCUGUAUUACGAUGAAGUUAUGUCGGAACACCUCAAACCCCUACCGGAAGGAUUUGAUCAUAUGAAGCUGUCAGCGGACUUUCUUCGAAAACUUCAUGACCAUGCGGCUUACGAAAUUAGCAAGGCUUUCGGUUCAUUUCCGCCAGAACGAUACCGCUAUUGUUUGACGGUUCCAGCUAUUUGGUCGGAUAAAGCGAAAAGCGAAAUGCGUGAAGUCGCUAAACUCGCCGGUCUUAUCAAUGAAGACGACCAUCCGGAUCGUCUAAUGUUGAUCUCGGAACCUGAAGCGGCGGCUCUUUAUUGUGAAAAUCAUUGCCAAACGUUCAACAUGAAUGACGGGGACGAGUUUAUCAUCUGCGACGCAGGAGGUGGUACCGUAGAUCUUAUUGCUUUUAGAGCGCGCAUCGACGAAAAAGGCAAUCGUCGUUUUGAAGAAAGUACCAAGGGUCUUGGAGGUGUAUGCGGAUCGGUAUUCAUCGAUAGAAGAAUGCGAUUGUAUCUCAAGGAAAAAUUAAAACACCUUAUGACGCCAAAGUCAAAGAAGGAAUUUGAACAUGUUAUGGAAGAAUUUGUUCAGAAUCAGAAGCAUGCUAUGGACGGUAUCGAUGGUGUGACUAUAAAGACGCAUGUUCUCAGGCUUACCAGUGAAAGCGAUCCAUCCAUUGGACUGGAAGAUAAUCAUUUAUACAUCAGCCCUGAAGAAUACAAAAAGAUCAUUGACCCUGUGGUUGACCAAGUCAUAGAGUUGAUUUACCAACAAAAGGAGCAAACCACUAACUUGAAAGCCAUUUUGAUGGUCGGCGGCUUCUCAAGGUCGAAUUACUUGUAUUCUCGAGUGUGUGAUGAAUUCGAAAGCAAAAACAUCAACGUUUACGUACCUCAACGUGCUGAAAUGGCCGUGACUCGUGGUGCGGUGUAUUAUGCAAUGACUCCAAGGAAAAUUACGACGCGUGUAUUGAGAAAAUGGUACGGCAUCGAUUACACCACUCCUUUUGACCCGCUAUUGGAUCCUCCAGAACUCAAGAUCAUUCGAGCGGAUGGUGAAGUACGCUGUGACAAUCGUUUCUGCACAUACGCUCGUCGUGGCGAGUCUUUGGAAUAUGAUCAAUGUGUUUCAAGAUGGUUUAAAACGUACUAUCCAGACAAAACUGCUUGUACCAUUUAUGCCGCCGAUACAGAAGACGAGCCUCGAUACAUUACGCAACCAGGAGUGAAGAAAAUAUUCGAACUUAUUGUACCUAUGCCAUUCAUUGAGGAUGCGAAACCGGGUGAUCGCGUCGAGUUUGAAAUUAGAAUUUAUUUUGGAGACGUUGAAUUGCGGGUAGAAGCCCAAAUUAGAGGAAAAGUGUACGAGACAAUCUGCAACUUCAACGUUUGAAAACAUAAACAUUAUUAUGAGGACAUUGUCUCGCAAUCAAAUAACCUAAAGUACAAAUUAUUGAAGUCUAGAAUCUAUAUAAUUAAAAUCUUUGGAAAGUUAGCAAUUUGUAAAUCACCUGAUCUACACUAAGUUAUAAGGAC